AUGGCGCAAAUCAUUGAAUUUCGCGCUUGUCACGGCGGUGACUAUUGCCGAGUUCACCUUACAGGAACUAACCAAGAUGCGAAAUACCGUAGGCUUUCUACCCAGACAACAUUUUGGUCUCAAAUGCUAGCAGAAAUGGAUGUAUCUUACUCUGACCUGACAAACGCACAAGCUGUACAGUUGGUCGGACUCGCAGUUGGCUGCAUCCUCGUCAUCCCGUGCUCGCAGAAAUACGGCCGCCGCAGUACCUACAUCUUCACGACCGCUGCCCUAGCUGGUGCGACAUGGUGGGCCGCGUAUAUGAAGACGACAGCCGAAGUCUUGGUGACCUCUGUGUUGUUUGGCUUGGCCGGGGCUCCCAACGAAGCCGUCGCCCAGAUGACCAUUACAGAUUUGUUCUUCCUACACCAACGAGCGACCGCGAACUCGAUAUACCUAUUUGCUAUCAUGAUAGGCAGUUUCCUAACGCCCAUGGUUGCUGGCUACCAAGCCUCCAUCUCGGGCUGGCGUGAAUCCUACAUCGCAUUGGCUAUAUCUCUAUCGAUACUUACUCUCAUUUUUAUACCACUACUCGAAGAAACCAAGUACAUUCCAGUGAUUGAGGAUGCCACCACAGCUACAGAGAGACAUGAUCAGAGCCAUCCAACAGAUCUACCGACGAAAACUUCCCAACAACACUCGAAUGCCAACCACGAAGACAAUAACGCCCCAAACGCAGACCGAGCCGUGCGUACUCAACAGCCCACCUCGUGGAGACAGCGCAUGCGCCUUUUCACUACCACGGACGAGCCGCUAAUAAAGACGAUUUACUACCCAAUCUAUACCAUUUGCCUUCCGCAUGUCAUCUUCACGGCUGUGCAGUUUGCCUCUUGCGUCUGUUGGCUCGUGGUGGUCUCGUCCAUGAUAUCCAUCAUUUUCUCCGCUCCCCCGUACGAGUUUGACUCUGCCGCGCUUGGGUACAUGUUCACGGGGCCAUUCAUCGGCGCGAUAUUUGGCAGCAUUUACGGUGGUCCGUUGCUCGACUGGGCAGUUAUCCGCUUCGCCAAGCGCAAUCACGGUAUCUUUGAGCCCGAGAUGCGUUUGUACCUGUUUCCUUUCCAGACUGUGUGCCUCACUGCUGGCUUGAUCAUGUUUGGCAUCACCGCAGAUGAGGGAAUGCAUUGGAUCUAUCCUAGCAUCGGAUGCGCCUUAUUUGGGUUUGGUAUGGGCGCGACCGGCGAUAUCUGCUUUACCAUGAUUUUGGAUGCGUAUCCCGAGCUUGUUCCCGAGAUUUUCGUCCUCAUCACCUUUAUUCGAAACUCCAUCAGUAUCCCAGGCCCAUUCUCCAUUACUCCAUGGCUUGCCACCAUGAGUGUCAGUAACAUGUUCAUCCUUUCGGGGUUCAUAUCUCUCUUCCUAGCCGUCUUCUGUAUUCCUUACAUCAUUUGUGGCAAAAGGUGGAGGGCAGCUACGGCGCCUCUAUACCGCCGUUUGUGCAGUGAGGUUGCUGGGAAUCGACGGUGA
Molecule: messenger RNA, 1503 nt
Organism: Pestalotiopsis fici W106-1
Lineage: Eukaryota; Fungi; Ascomycota; Sordariomycetes; Amphisphaeriales; Sporocadaceae
Exons: 6
Coding region: 1-1503 (500 amino acids)
Biological process (GO): transmembrane transport
Molecular function (GO): transmembrane transporter activity
Source: RefSeq, a predicted model, not a curated record